ACUCUCAAGUCAUUGAUGACCCUUCAUACCCACCUUGUCUCCCACAACUUUUUUGCUUAUUUCUUCGAUGGCACUAGUGCACUACAUAAACCCAAAAUCUCUUUCAAUUUUCUUAUCCUUUCCUGCUAGAAACAUUAUUUGAGCUCUAAGUUGUCGUUGGUGUAGGAAUGGAGGGAAAUUCUGGGAUAUCAAAUGGAAGAGAAGGCGGUGAUGAGGUCUUUACCAUAACCCUCAGGCCUUUGGGUCUUUCUGACAUUGAUGAUUUCAUGGUUUGGGGCACAGAUGAGAAAGUGUCUCGUUUCUGCACUUGGGAGCCUUAUGCUAGCAAAGAAGAGGGGCUCAACUACAUCAAGGAUAAGAUCCUUCCACACCCCUGGUAUAGGGCAAUAUGUCUGGACGGCAGGCCGGUUGGUGCCAUUCUAGUGACCCCGAAUUCGGGAAAUGAUCGGUGUAGAGCUGAAAUCGGCUAUGUCUUGGGGUCCAAGUACUGGGGCAAAGGGAUAGCUACAAGGGCAGUGAAGAUGGUGGUUGAUACUAUUUUCAAGGAGUGGACACAUUUGGAGAGACUGGAAGCUUUCGUUGAUGUGGAGAAUGUGGGAUCACAGAGGGUGAUGGAGAAGGCUGGGUUUCAAAGGGAAGGCGUUUUGAGAAAGAAUUAUAUUGUGAAAGGUAGAACUAUAGACGAGGUGGUUUUUAGUAUUCUUUCCACUGAAUGUGAAAGCUGAUUUAUGUAACUGUUGGAACUCUGUUCUGGUACGCAUUUAGAUGAAUGAAGCUGAAUUGAAUCAUUGUCUUUGUGA
Molecule: messenger RNA, 800 nt
Organism: Rosa chinensis
Lineage: Eukaryota; Viridiplantae; Streptophyta; Magnoliopsida; Rosales; Rosaceae
Exons: 1
Coding region: 168-725 (185 amino acids)
Molecular function (GO): acyltransferase activity, transferring groups other than amino-acyl groups
Source: RefSeq, a predicted model, not a curated record